This is a messenger RNA of Chroicocephalus ridibundus (black-headed gull), 3446 nucleotides long. Its product is annotated as heat shock 70 kDa protein 12B-like. Gene Ontology annotation, molecular function: ATP binding; ATP-dependent protein folding chaperone. The transcript is spliced from 4 exons. The coding region runs from base 1 to 1863 and encodes 620 amino acids. The record is from RefSeq and is a predicted model, not a curated record. NCBI's taxonomy places the organism in Eukaryota, Metazoa, Chordata, Aves, Charadriiformes, Laridae.
AUGUCCCUCCAGUCGAUGACAUCAGGGCAGGAGUGGCUUCACCCUGCGGUAUCAGCCAGAGCAGUUCAUAUUUCACCCCAGUCCCAUCUGUUUACUGCUCUGUGGCUUCCCGCACUGCACACCUCUGCACUGCUGUCAGCCAUGGCCAGCAAGUCAGUCUUUGUCGUUGCUAUAGAUUUUGGCACGUCCUACAGCGGGUACUGUUUUUCCCUUGCUUCAAGUACGGACCAAAUCCGCCAGGUGUACUGGGGAACAGAGCACGGGCUCAAGACCCCGAAGACACCCACGUGCAUCUUGUUCGACCAGAAGCAGGAGUUCAGAAAGUUUGGCUACGAUGCUGUGAUGAAGUAUAAGAGCCUGCCCUCCAAAGAAGCUGACAACUGGUACUUCUUCCAAAACUUCAAGAUGUGUCUGUACAACAAGAAAGUCACAUCUGGCAUGGAACUGAAAGCCAGCAAUGGAAAGACACUCCCCGCCCUGACGGUCUUUUCCGAAAGCCUGCGCUACCUGAAGGAACAUGCCCUAGAAACCAUCCAAGAGGCCUCUUUCCAAACCGUCUGCGACCUGGAGGAGAUCACCUGGGUGAUUACUGUCCCAGCCAUAUGGAGCUCUGCUGCCAGGCAGUUCAUGCGGCUGGCGGCAAAAGAGGCAGGACUCAUCUCUGACAUGAUUUCUGAGAAGCUGAUUAUUGCCCUGGAGCCGGAGGCUGCAUCGCUCUGGUGCAAACAGCUUCCACAGGAAGGGUUUUUGGCAGACAACAGUGACAAGAAGAAGUUUGAAGACUCCCCUGGGAUCCAGUAUAUUGUUGUUGACUGUGGAGGUGGCACAAUAGACAUCACGGUACAUGAGAUCCAAGAAAACCAUUACCUGAAGGAGCUACACAAGGCAGCUGGAGGUGGAUGGGGAGGCAACAGAGUAGAUGAAAACUUCACUGACUUCCUCAAGGAAAUAUUUGAUGACGGUGUAUGGGAUGAAUAUGUAAAGACCUACCCUACUGAAUUACAACAUAUGAUGUACAACUUCAGUCUACAGAAAUGCUCUGCUGGCAGGGAGGCGGUCUACAUACAUUGCUACUACAACUUGACCAGAUUGGCAAUGUGCAAGAAGGACAUCUCCCACUUCUUCAAAAAAGCACAGGGAGCUGUGUGGUGCGAUGGGAUGAUCAUGAUUACAUAUGAGAAAAUUAAGAGCUUUUUUGACUACAGUAUCAAAAAUAUCAUUCAUUCUUUGAAGGAAAUUCUUAACAAGCCUGAGAUGGCCAAGGUCCAGUACAUUUUGCUUGUGGGAGGCUUUGCAUCGAGCAUCAUCUUGAGAGAUGCAAUCAGGCAGGCCUUUAGCAAGUAUCAUAUCCUUUGUCCAAUGGAGGCCCAAGUGGCCAUUGCAAAAGGGGCUGUUUUAUUUGGAGUCAAUCCACACAUUAUUGCCUCAAGAGUCAGCGCUCGGACAUACGGUGUAUCUGUAAAUCGUAAAUUUGAUGCUGCUAUCCAUGACUCCUUAAAACAAAGGGUCUCAAAAGCUGGUGACUAUAUUUACUGCACAGAUCUCUUCAAGAAAUUGGUAGGAAUUGAGGAGUCAGUGAAUAUAAAUGAAGUUGCCCACCAUAUUUUACACCCAACAGAACCAGAUCAGACAAGCGCACGGUUUUCUUUCUAUUGUACAGAAAAGCAGGAUGCUCAGUACGUAGAUGAGGAAGGGAUGGAACUGCUUGGCUCCUGUACAGUGCCAAUGCCAGACACAAAGCUGGGGAAGGAACGUAAACUGAAGCUGGAUAUUAAAUUUGGGCUCACUGAAUUUGAAGUCACUUGUACUGAUGUUACUUCCAAACAAAGUCGGGCAAUUAUAAUAGAUUUUUUAGCUGUGUAAAUGCUCAGUACAUCGAGCAGCAGGGGCAAUAACUCAAGGGAGAGCAUGGCUUUAGUGGGAGGCAAUAACUACUACACUAGAGAAGGCAAAUGGACCAUAAAGUCCAUCCAUCAUCCAGCUUUUUGCUUGCACAGGUAAACGGUUUGCUAGUCUGAUUCGCUGGUUCCUUCUAUUCCUCAACAACCACCCUUUCAGUCCACUACCUCUCUUUCUGUUCUAUCUGACAGCAAGUUUAUCUGCUGCUUUAUCUCUUGCCCUUCUGGCUUAGCUCCUUGCAUCUCUGAACACAGUAGUUCAUACCACCAAUAUAAUCAUCUGUACUCUAUCUGUGUUUGAUAGAGAGCUUCCGUACUGGUGUCUAACUUCUACAUAUACCAGCCCAUAACUAUUUCUUUUAGCCUGACGUCUUCUUUCAGCUACAUCCUCUCUUCCUCCGAUAUCAGGUCCCUUUAUCUGGAGUCCAGGUUUAACUCUGCCAGGGGUGACAUUCAAUGGAUUUGAGUUUUCUUCAGAACAUCACUCAUAUAGAUUGCGUGUAAUUAAAGAGCUCGUGUUCCAGUCAAGAUACUCUGUGAAGCAGUAACUUAAUGUAGUCUGGGGGCUUGUAUGCAAAACCUGCGGGAGUGUUAUUUGCAUUAAACCAUUGGGUGGUGCGAUCUCAUUAACUGGGCUAAUACAAAUGCCAGAUUGUAACAUGACAGAUAUGAAUAGUGCUUACACCCCUACCUGAGCACCUCUGUCCAUCUGUGGAUACGCCCUACAUCUCUGAAUUGGGCUUGAUAUUUUCCAUGUCUAUAAAAGCUCAUUUCUUUGCCUCCUGUGCACAAGUUCAGCACAGUGUGGCCUGCGCAAGCCCAAAUUUGUCCAAGAAAAGGAUGCGAUCCUGCAGUGUGCUGGGUCUGCCUGGGGUGGAGUUGUUAACUUUCUUCGUGGCCACCCUUACGCUGCUGUGUGAUGUAUGGCCAAAACGGUCUUGAGAGCACACCAGUGUUUUAGUAAUAGCUGAACAGGGCUCGCACAGCAGCACGGCCUUCUCUGUUUCUCACUCUGCUCCUGCAGCGAGGAGGCUGGCGGGGGGAGCAAGGGGCUGGGAGAGGACACAGCCAGCACAGCUGACCCUAACUGACCAAGGCGGGUCAUACCCUGUAACCUCAUGCUCAGCAAUAAAAAUGGGGAGGGACUUUCUCCAAAGUAGCUAUUGCCUGGGGAGAGUGGCUGGGCUUCGGUCUGGUGGUGGGAUGUGGUGACUGCCUUUGCAUCACUUACUGGGUUUUUUUGGUAGAGUAAUUUUUUUCCCCUUCGCUAAGGCUGUAGAGUUUCCCUGCUGAACACCAGCCUGUCCCGAUGCAAAUACCUGGUUAGCUGGAUACACAGCAUGAAAACUCAGCGCUGGCAUCUUUAUUUGGUGUAAUGACUGCGUUAGAAUCACUGCUAAGCCAUGUACUUAAUGCUGCCAAUCAUUAAAGAAGCAUUUAGAGGAUUAAUCUGUAUAGAUACUAUGACCUAUGGUGUAUAAAAGCUGAACUAUUUUGAAUACCUCACCUUUGGUUUUGCAUUCAAAAUCUUACCUGUGCAAUAAAAGU